Ruditapes philippinarum (Manila clam) is the source of this 1848-nucleotide messenger RNA. RefSeq lists its product as uncharacterized. Gene Ontology annotation, molecular function: calcium ion binding. The record is from RefSeq and is a predicted model, not a curated record. The transcript has 12 exons. The coding region runs from base 93 to 1706 and encodes 537 amino acids. Lineage: Eukaryota; Metazoa; Mollusca; Bivalvia; Venerida; Veneridae.
ACCGGCAUAUGCAACUUUGUCAGUGAAACAUAAGAAAAUAGACCUUUUUGACUUCACUCUUGUCUACUGGGAAUAUUGUCAAUCUGUAAAGAAUGAAGACGUUGAUAUUCCCUUCCUUGGUAUGCCUAUUGCUUAUGACUGUUCUGAAAACAACUGAAUCGAACGCAGCUCUCGUGAACCUUUCCGAGAAAAAACCAGCGAGUCAGAUAAAUAACUAUGAUGGACAAAACAAAAUUUGGAUUGCUGACAUGGGCAAUGAUGGAAAUGCUGAUACCACUAUGGCUAACAACCAUUGUUUCCAUACUGGAGAAAUCAUGAGUCCCUGGUGGCAAGUGGAUCUUCAGGAUAUAUAUUACAUAAGUAAAGUUGAUAUCACCAACAGGAAGGAUUGCUGCUCUGAUAGAGCUUCAAAUGUUGAGAUCUCCGUAACAACAGAGGAAGGUGGUAAUUGGACGGUGGUAGCGUAUCAGGAAAAUGCAAUAGGUGAUUUCAAAUCAUUUCAAUUUGAUCAGGUGAAAGCUCGUUUCGUCCGAAUAACUUUAAGGGACAAGCUGGUAAUAUUUCAUCUAUGUGAAGUUAAAGUCUUUGGACAAGAGACACCUGUCGAUGACUGUGCAGAUAAUCCAUGUUUGAACGGCGGUGUGUGCACUGAUGGCAUCAAUAGCUUCACUUGCACAUGUGCGCCUGGGUUUGAUGGAAAUACCUGUGAAAAUGCGAAGCCUCUCGUUAAACUUUCCGAAGGAAAACCAGCGAGUCAGAUCAGUAAUUAUGAUAAUGAAACCAACAAUUGGACUGCUGACAAAGGCGUUGAUGGAAAUGCUGAUACCAAUAUUCGUAACAACCAUUGUUUCCAUACUAAAAAUAACAUCAUGAGUCCCUGGUGGCAAGUUGAUCUUCAGGAUGUAUAUUACAUAAGUCAAGUUAAUAUCACCAACAGGAAGGACUGCUGCUCUGAUAGAGCUUCAAAUGUUGAGAUCUCCGUAACAACAGAGGAAGGUGGUAAUUGGACGGUUGUAGCGUAUCAGGAAAAUGCAAUAGGUGAUUUCAAAUUAUUUCAAUUUGAUCUUGUGAAAGCUCGUUUCGUCCGAAUAACCUUACGGGAUAAGCUGAUAGCGUUUCAUCUAUGUGAAGUGGAAAUCUACGGACAAGAGACACCUGUCGAUGAUUGUGCUGAUAAUCCAUGUUUGAACGGCGGUGUGUGCGCUGAUGGAAUCGAUAACUUUAAAUGUACAUGUGCGCCUGGGUUUGAUGGAAAUACAUGUGAAAAUGCGAAACCUCUCGUUAAACUUUCCGAAGGAAAACCAGCGAGUCAGAUAAAUAACUUUGAUGGACAAAACAAAAUUUGGAUUGCUGACAUGGGCAAUGAUGGAAAUGCUGAUACCACUAUGGCUAACAACCAUUGUUUCCAUACUGGAGAAAUCAUGAGUCCCUGGUGGCAAGUGGAUCUUCAGGAUAUAUAUUACAUAAGUAAAGUUGAUAUUACCAACAGGAAGGAUUGCUGCACUGAUAGAGCUUCAAAUGUUGAGAUCUCCGUAACAACAGAGGAAGGUGGUAAUUGGACGGUGGUAGCGUAUCAGGAAAAUGCAAUAGGUGAUUUCAAAUCAUUUCAAUUUGAUCCAGUGAUUGCUCGUUUCGUCCGAAUAACUUUAAGGGACAAGCUGGUAAUAUUUCAUCUUUGUGAAGUUGAAGUCUUUGGAUACAAUUGACAAAGAAAAAACGACGAAAACGACAACAAGAAAGCAGUGGUGUAAAAGAAACCAAUAUAAAACAAUAAUUUUCUUGCAAGACCUACUAUCAGAUGCUUAUUUAUGUAAAAAAACGUUCCAAAUAAAAAUGAUAACAUAAUAA